CAAGUAAUACGGCAUAAAGAACCCACAGGCAUCUGGGCUUUCCCACUUCAGUAGCAAAUAGGGGGAAUUAUGGGUUGGUGGUCUGCUUCCCAUUAGGAGGACACCCCUCCAUCUGUUUUCAGUACAGCCUGUUUCCAAUUUAAAACAUAGAUUUCAAUACAAAUCUCAAUUUCUUUUCUCCAUUUUAUAUGCAAAGUGAGGCUUAUGAAUCAGUGUCAUUGCCAUAAGGGCACAGACCAAAUUUCUCCCCAAAAUUCACAGGCUUUUCAUUUGAAUACCUGCUUACAGUGGUAUACAAUGGGCAGCUUUGAGAAGAAAAAUUGAUAAUCUUCACGGAAGAGUAAUUUGAAUGAAAUUACACUUGACAGCCUGUCUCCAAGCAAACAAGGAGAGUGAGAGCGCCUUAGCUAAGCUCUGAGGACUUGCCUAAGCCUCUGCCGUUGGAGCUUCCCAGGGAAAAAAAAAUCCACAGUUUUUCCUACAUCUGACUGAAGCUUUUGAUUAAUUCUCUGUAGCUGUUUCUAGUGAAGAAAGAUAGCCAUGGAAGAGAAUAUGGAAGAGGGACAAACACAGAAAGGGUGCUUUGAGUGUUGCAUCAAAUGCCUGGGAGGUAUUCCCUAUGCAUCUUUGAUUGCCACCAUCCUGCUGUAUGCUGGAGUUGCGCUGUUCUGUGGUUGCGGACAUGAAGCACUUUCAGGAACUGUCAACAUUCUGCAAACCUACUUUGAGAUGACAAGAGCUGCAGGAGAUGUUAUUGAUGUCUUUACCAUGAUUGACAUCUUCAAAUAUGUGAUAUAUGGUGUAGCAGCUGCAUUCUUUGUAUAUGGCAUUUUGCUGAUGGUGGAGGGAUUCUUUACAACUGGUGCCAUCAAGGAUCUCUAUGGGGACUUCAAAAUCACCACUUGCGGCAGAUGUGUCAGUGCCUGGUUUAUUAUGCUGACAUACAUCUUUAUGUUGGCCUGGCUUGGCGUUACAGCCUUCACUUCUCUGCCUGUUUACAUGUACUUCAAUCUGUGGACCAUUUGCCGAAAUGCCACCAUAGUGGAUGGAGCUAAUCUCUGCUUGGAUCUUCGCCAGUAUGGUAUUGUAACUAUUGGAGAAGAAAAGAAGGUUUGCACUUCAUCAGAAAGCUUCAUCAAGAUGUGUGACUCUAAUGAGCUUAACAUGACAUUCCACUUAUUCAUUGUGGCACUCGCUGGAGCUGGAGCAGCAGUCAUCGCUAUGGUCCAUUAUCUCAUGGUCUUGUCUGCCAACUGGGCCUAUGUGAAAGAUGCAUGCAGAAUGCAGAAAUAUGAAGAUAUCAAAUCAAAGGAGGAACAGGAGCUUCAUGAUAUUCAUUCUACUCGCUCUAAAGAGCGGCUCAAUGCUUACACAUAAAAGAAACCCUGUCUUACUUUCUAACAUGUGAAUGCUUUGUUGUUUAACUAAAGGCUAUCCAACCAUUUUAAAAACAAUUGGAAGUGCUUCUCACAAAAGAUAGUUUGGGUGACUUACAUAUCACCCCUGUACAAUUCUUGGUUGUCUAGCACUUGGUUUCUUAAUUAGUUCUUACUCUGUGUGACCAUUCUCUACCACAAAGCUUCUAAAUAGCCUUUCCUGAAUUCUUUUAAUCUAAUUAGUUCUGCUAGAUCAAAGAUACUAAACUAUUGUCAAAUACAAAUAUGUGUUUGAUUUUUUUAAUCACUUUGUAUGUGUUAUGCAUAACACUUUUUGCAUUGUUUCUUAUAUGUUUUUGGAGGAAAAAAAAGUAGCUUUUUAUACUUUUUAGUUUUGAGUUCAAUAACUACUUUAACUACAGGUAUACUUCAAAGGGACCAUUGUACAUGAUGUACAAUACAUAGAGAAAACAUUCAGAUGACUUUCCUUUAUAUUUGGAAAACUUGCCAGAUGGACCCUGAUCAAUGUGAGUGAAGGUCCUAAGAAAGUUUUAAACAAUCAAAGGUGCAAUUUCUAAAUUUGUAAUAGUGGGUAAAAAAAAAAUAAAAAAGGGAGAAAAAAAAAAGAAAAAAGAUUAAAAAAAAAACAGAAAAAAAGAAAAAAGUGCUUCUUAUCUUUGUUAACAUUGUAUUAUUCUUGAUGUUUUUAAAGAAUAUUCUCUUGUUCCAAGUUCAAUGGGUGAUAAUUCCUGUUUGUAUUGUGAGCAUGCAGACCGUGGUGCUAACAAUGCAUGGCCACUUGCCUUUUGAAGGAAUUUAAUACCACGGCUACCUGUUAAAGAGUUAUGGUAUAUAGACAAUUGUUAAUUAAGUGAUAUAGUUAUCCAUAGUUUUUUACAGAAUGAUCUCUCUUUAAUUCAAUGAUGACUAUGCUAAAUUGGAGCUGUUCAUGUGAUAAUGUAAGAAAUUACUGCUUAGCUACAUUUAUGAAAGUUAUAUGUCAAAACCACAGUGACCGUAGGAUCAGAUGUCUUUUUACCUGCUUAAAAAAUUUACAUGGAUUGCACCUGUCUGAGCUGUAUGAGACACAUUAAAGGAGACUUCCAUAAAUGUUAUAGCUUGGCUUAUAGCUUUCCUACACAUACUGGUUUACCUGUAUUACGUUAAAGUAAGGUGAGAAACCACUACAGAGUUUAUUAUUUGAAAGUGUAGUAAUAUAUUUGAACAUUUAUUUUGAUAGGAAAAUGUUAUCAGAAAGAUAGAUCAUCUUAAUUUGAAAUACUUACCUGUAUCAAAAACAAAACAAAAAACCCUAUUUAAGAAAAGUCAGUAUUAUUGGACCAAAUUUGGUGGAGGUUUUUGUUUGUUUGUUUUAUUUUGCCUUUUUUUUUUUCCUUUUGCCUAUUUCUAAUGCUACAAGAAUGCUGUAAAAUGUCUUUUAAAGUGAUGUAGCCUGACAAGACAUUUUUGUCAGUGUUAAAAAUCUUAGGUAGUUUUGUGCACUUAUUGGACCAUUGUGAAUUCUCUCAGUGUAAGUGCAUUUCUAAUAAAACUUCUUGAGUAAAACUCUUCUUUGUACUAUUACUAGUCAUGCAUCAUCAGUAAUUUUUAACAAUUCUUGUAGUAAGUAGAGGGUAAUAACUAUAGUUACUUGUGGCAUGAUAAUGCAUUGAGUAGUAUUAGUUGAUUGGCUUUUAUUUCUUUUUCUUUUCUUUUGCCUGUUUUGGGGGUUUUUGGUUGUGUUUUUGAUUUGAGGUUUUGGACUGGUUUUCUUUCUUUUUUUUUUACACUUAGGCUGUCCUAUAGGGUCAACAGUUUUCUGAUCAUGUGCAGUACCGGUAUUACAGUUCUGCAAAAAGUAUUAGGAACCUCUUUUGGAUUCUAUAUUGUAGUGUUUCAGUUUUGUGUCUUAAAACGUUUGUGCUGAUUUUUAAAACUAUGUCUUUUAAACUCCUGUAAUGAUGUUAAUGCUUUUGGCUCUUCUCUGGUAUUAGAGUUUGUAUUUUCACAAAGAAUGCUUUGUAGCAGGCAUUACAAUUAAUCUGUUUUGUACAUAAAUGUGCCAACAGCUUGAUGGUGGCGUUUUUGAAAUGUAGAACAAAGUGCUUGCAAAAAUGUAAUAAACACACUUGUGUACUUUGUGUACUUAUUAAUAAGUGUUUGUGUAGCGUAGUUUUUUUUCCUUUGCCUACACUAGACAAAUCAUUGUAAUCGGAAAUGGAAGAA
Molecule: messenger RNA, 3602 nt
Organism: Dryobates pubescens (Downy woodpecker)
Lineage: Eukaryota; Metazoa; Chordata; Aves; Piciformes; Picidae
Gene: GPM6A
Product: glycoprotein M6A
Exons: 7
Coding region: 541-1377 (278 amino acids)
Biological process (GO): neuron projection development
Cellular component (GO): filopodium; axonal growth cone; plasma membrane
Source: RefSeq, a predicted model, not a curated record